AUCCAACCGCGAGGAUAUUCUCUCCUGAAAAUACUAACGGUCAGGCACUGGCACGAGAAACAUCCGCGAAUCGUCCUGCUCCCCGUGGCGAGUGUAAGAAUUCGCGCGGCGUCGUGCUUCCGUCACUAUGAAAAUCGUUGCAACGUCCCUCAUUAUUUUGAGCUUUGUUAAUCUAAUACGGGGUCAGAGUGAAGUGGACAGUGAGAAAGUGAUGGGAGAUUCCGGAUCGUGGUCCAGGAGGAUUACGAAAAUCAAUAGGAGAGAGGGAGCAGAGGAACUCGGUGGGCUGGCCAACCAAGAUAAGCAAAGACACGAUGGAAGAUGGCCGGAAGAGCAGACGAUAAUUCGCGAUUCUCGAAGGCGACCUCGUCCAUUUGCAUCCGUAUUAACUUCUAAUGCGGAAACAUCGUUUCAAGAUCGCUUCGAAUCCCGAAGAGAAAAGUUUCACAACGGCAAAGAGGCUGCCGCCCCGAUAGCAACUUUCGAUUUCAACGCUCCCACCGAACCCUCCCCUAUUCUUCUGCCACCUUUCGCCACUCCUGCACCAGUUUACCAAAUUUAUACUAUUUCCGAGGAGAACGCAACGGAGCCCGAAUCCAACGAUGUGUCAUCCGCGAACACCGGAAAGUCGAGUACGUCCUCCGCACCCAAGCAAAUACGAAUAUACGAAAUUACGACAUCGAAUUCUACCGACGCCGAAACCGAGAAAAAUGAAACUAACCACGUGGAUGAUUCACACGAGUCCUUCAACAUUCGCGAUGGAAAACAGGCCACUUGGCUCGACUUUCCUCGCGAGCCGUACACCGCUACAAGCACCUUCGAAAACGAAGACGAAUUGGACAGGAAACUUGAACGAAAUGACUUUCGUUCUUCGUUUCUUGAUCACGGGGCUAGAAAAGCGGGAAUUAGUGACUUUGAUUCCAGUGAGAAUAGAACUCAAUCACAUUUUCGAGGUAACCGGAAGUACCAGAGCAAUUAUGACAACCGAAAAGUCUUCAUGAGAAAAAAAACGUUCUCGCAAUCCUUCAAACACGACUGGGCCAGACGAAGUGGACAACGUUCCCAUUUUUUCGUCUUCGAUGACGAUACGAGAAGCGAAGUCGGUUCGGUGCCUGGAGUUCCUGGUCGUGACUAUCCGAUUCAUCAGGAGCACACGCAUCAUCAUUUGCGUAACGUCGUCGACAGAUUUCCAUGUCCUCGGGGUCCGAAGAGCCACGUAUAUUUGGCCGAUCGUGCAUCGCGUUGUCAGAUAUUCUACGUGUGUUAUGGAUCAAAAACCGGAAUUCCAAUGGUGUGUCCAAACGGCACACUGUUCAGCGAGCCCCUUCAAGUGUGUGACUGGUGGUACAACGUCGCGUGUUAAAUAAAUCAUAAAAAUAAAGCAACUCUGUGCUCCCCGA
Messenger RNA from Venturia canescens, 1400 nucleotides. RefSeq lists its product as uncharacterized. Bases 128 to 1363 code for a protein of 411 amino acids. The transcript has 4 exons. The record is from RefSeq and is a predicted model, not a curated record. Gene Ontology annotation, molecular function: chitin binding. NCBI's taxonomy places the organism in Eukaryota, Metazoa, Arthropoda, Insecta, Hymenoptera, Ichneumonidae. Gene Ontology annotation, cellular component: extracellular region.